AGCCCGGCUGCUGCUUCCUGCGACCUCACUGCCAGGUGGAGUAAGAUGAGCAUAACCAGUGACGAGGUCAACUUCCUGGUGUAUCGGUAUCUGCAAGAGUCAGGGUUUUCCCACUCGGCCUUCACGUUUGGUAUUGAGAGCCACAUCAGCCAGAGCAACAUCAACGGAACGCUCGUGCCACCAGCUGCCCUCGUGUCCAUCCUACAGAAGGGGCUGCAAUAUGUGGAGGCCGAGAUCAGCAUCAAUGAGGACGGCACGGUGUUCGACGGCCGCCCCAUUGAGUCACUGUCCCUCAUCGACGCGGUGAUGCCCGAUGUGGUGCAGACCCGGCAGCAGGCCUUCCGGGAGAAGCUGGCCCAGCAGCAGGCCGCAGCAGCCACCACGGCGGUCACAGCCACGGCGGUCGUGGCCACGGGAACCACAGCCUCACCAGCGGCUGUUUCCCAGCAGAAUGCACCAAAGAAUGGAGAGACCACGGUUAAUGGGGAGGAGAAUGGAGCGCAUGUCAACAACCAUUCCAAACCCAUGGAGAUCGACGGAGACGUGGAGAUUCCUGCCAGCAAGGCCACAGUGCUCCGGGGCCACGAGUCCGAGGUCUUCAUCUGUGCCUGGAACCCUGUCAGCGACCUCCUGGCCUCGGGGUCUGGAGAUUCCACGGCGCGGAUCUGGAACCUGAAUGAGAACAGCAACGGGGGCUCCACGCAGCUGGUGCUGCGCCACUGCAUCCGCGAGGGGGGCCACGACGUGCCGAGUAACAAGGACGUCACCUCGCUGGACUGGAAUAGCGAUGGGACACUGCUGGCCACAGGGUCCUACGACGGCUUUGCCAGAAUCUGGACGGGAGACGGUAACCUUGCCAGCACCUUAGGCCAACACAAAGGCCCCAUCUUUGCCUUGAAGUGGAACAAGAAGGGGAACUAUAUUCUGAGCGCGGGUGUAGACAAAACAACCAUCAUCUGGGACGCGCACACCGGCGAGUCGAAGCAGCAGUUUCCCUUUCACUCCGCUCCUGCCCUGGACGUGGACUGGCAGAACAACACCACCUUCGCCUCCUGCAGCACCGACAUGUGUAUCCAUGUCUGCCGACUGGGCUGCGACCGGCCUGUCAAGACAUUCCAGGGGCACACGAACGAGGUCAAUGCCAUCAAGUGGGACCCAUCAGGGAUGCUGCUGGCGUCCUGCUCGGAUGACAUGACGCUGAAGAUCUGGAGCAUGAAGCAGGACACGAGUGUACACGAUCUGCAAGCUCACAGUAAAGAGAUCUACACCAUCAAGUGGAGCCCCACGGGGCCGGCCACCAACAACCCCGGCACCAGCAACAUGCUGGCCAGCGCCUCCUUCGACUCCACCGUGCGGCUGUGGGACGUGGAACGAGGCGUGUGCUUGCAUACGCUCACCAAGCACCAGGAGCCCGUGUACAGCGUGGCCUUCAGCCCCGACGGCAAGUACCUGGCCAGCGGCUCCUUCGACAAGUGCGUGCACAUCUGGAGCACCCAGAGCGGCAACCUGGUGCACAGCUACCGGGGCACCGGUGGAAUCUUCGAGGUGUGUUGGAACGCCCGAGGGGACAAAGUGGGUGCCAGCGCGUCCGAUGGCUCUGUGUGCGUCCUAGAUCUGCGGAAGUGAAGGCCACGUGGGGCCGCCAAGACACCCAGAUUUUCAAGGGGGCCCGGAAGCAGACGCCGGCGUCUGGUCCAGCCGCGACGGCGGUCGUCGGCAUCGAUGUGCUGCCUCACCCUGUCUACUGCCACAGCGGACACAGGCGCGGCCUGCGGUCCAGGCGGCUGGGGAGUCCGCGCGGCCCCGGCCACUCGAGGGUCCAUUGGUUUUCUUUUGUUUGUUUGUUCGUUUGUUUGUUUGGAAUCCUGGCGUGGGCGUUGACAGGAGCGCGUGCACAGCGCCCCUCCCGGGCUGCCAAGGACAGGGGCCCGGACACGGCCGCGGGGGGCGGACGGGAACAGCUGUGCCAAAAGGAAGGACGCGGCGCUGCGGUGGAGCCACGGGGCGGCCAGGACAGCCUCGAG
This is a messenger RNA of Sorex fumeus (smoky shrew), 2024 nucleotides long. It is a transcript of the gene TBL1X, whose product is annotated as transducin beta like 1 X-linked. The transcript has 14 exons. NCBI's taxonomy places the organism in Eukaryota, Metazoa, Chordata, Mammalia, Eulipotyphla, Soricidae. Gene Ontology annotation, cellular component: histone deacetylase complex. The coding region runs from base 46 to 1626 and encodes 526 amino acids. The record is from RefSeq and is a predicted model, not a curated record. Gene Ontology annotation, biological process: regulation of transcription by RNA polymerase II. Gene Ontology annotation, molecular function: transcription corepressor activity; protein binding.